Messenger RNA from Nothobranchius furzeri (turquoise killifish), 2377 nucleotides. Its product is annotated as clarin-3. The record is from RefSeq and is a predicted model, not a curated record. Lineage: Eukaryota; Metazoa; Chordata; Actinopteri; Cyprinodontiformes; Nothobranchiidae.
UAGAGAUCUCUGUGAGCCCGUUUGACCCGGCCCUUUCCCUCUGUGAGAGAUGCUGUCAGUCUCACAGCUUGACGUGAUGAAUCUGCCAUGUUUAAGUGAAGCUGUUGUCCCUGCUAUGACAACCAGCUCUCUAUUUCUGAUUUCAAACCAAAGGUCGCAGUCAUAAACCUGACACUUUAUGACCAGCAGUCCACAUUUCACUCCACCCAGGAGACGUUACUCGUACACAGGACCUGUGGAGGAUCAGGAAUCUGCCCUGAGACUUCCUCUUUGUUUAACUGAACAGACUUUGGGAUUUAAACUUACCUGGAAUACAGCAAAAAUGCCAUCCACAAAGAAGAUUCUCCUUUUUCUUUCUAGUGCACUAGUUACUGCCAUUUCUGUUGGACUGCUGGGGUUUGCCAUGUCAGCUCAGUGGGCGGACACCACCAUGGUGUGUGAAGCAUCUGAAGGUGGCAAUGUCACUGGAACUGCAGUGGUCAAAAUGAGUCUUUUUAAAGGAGUUUUAACCAAAGUCUCCUGUCCCCUUGGAGGGGAGGACAGAUUCGAUGUGUUCCCCACCUUAACAUUGAUAGGAGUCUCUCCUUUGGCUGUGCACGGCCUGCUGGUGUCCCUGCUGGCUUUGUGUUUGCUGUUUUCUGCGGGCAGCAUCCUCAUCUCCCUUUAUAACAGCGUCAGUAAUCCGUAUGAGACCUACAUGGGGCCUAUUGGAGUUUACACCUGCAGCUCUCUCAGUGCGUGUUUGUCUGUGCUGGUCCUUAUUAUUUUUGCGCUGAACCUCGGGGUGACCAGCAUGCCAGAAGAUUUGGUUAACCAAGUCUCCAAUAUAAAGGUGGACGUCAGAAACAAAUCCUUGCAGAUGCAGCUGGGGUACUUCCUGGUCAUUCCUUACACGGUGAUGUCUCUUUGUGCCGUCCUCUUAAUCUACCUUUACGACCAUGCUAGCUACACCCAAAGACGACAGCAGGAGAGGCCUACAGAAGAUGCUCCCAAGGAGAUCAUGAUGUAUUAAUGACAACGGAGGCAGAUUUCAGAGACUAUUUCCUCAUGACUUCAUGGGAACUCUACUAUCAAUGUUAUUUAUGUAGAACUUUACAAACCAAAUAACAGCUGAAAAAAUGUAACAAACCCUAAAGCAAUAAUAUAAUGUAAAACGCAAAGUCAGUGAAGGUUAAAAACGUUAUUCUGUUAAAAAUAAUUUGAAAUAAAUGAAAUCAAGCUCAGUUUGAGGAUAUGUGGGUUCUGUUUACCAACUUUUUAAAAGCAUAAUUAUAUGGAUGAACAAAUUGUUCAGCAGUAACAUGAAAAGAAUGAGAAAUGAUCCAAGUAGCCAAUAAAAUAACAUUAUUUGCCAUUUUAUGUGCCAUUUGUAGUAAGGAUUCUCAGCUACUCCUACAUCACAUUGUAGCUAAAUAUUUAAAACAGAGUUUAAGCCAUUUUUGUGUUAGUAAUGUUGUUAGUUGUGACAGCCAUUUUUUCUCUGGGUUACUGUCAAAAGUUAAUCAAAUAAUAUACAGAGAUAACUAUAUUUUCUAACAGAAGCAUGCAGAAAAUGUUUUACUUUGCUCCUUUUGCCUUUUGCAUUAGGAAAGGUGCACCUUUGACAAAGGUGAUCAAAUAUGAUGAUGUAAAAGAACCCUGAUGGGGUCAGACCAAUCAGAGCCGGGAAAAUCAACAAUGAAAUCGUACAACCCCCCUUUUAACAAACAGGAAGUCAGCGGAACAAAUCCGACACUCAUUAAACAACAUUCAGGAGCAUAUUUUUAAAUCUGCUAACAACAAAUUUUGGAUAAUCUAUUCAUGAUGUAAUCAAAGCAUACAACUGUUGUUCUUAAUGUUGUCACAUUGUAAAUAAAUAAAGUAGGUGAACCAUUUUAAUUGGAUCAGUACACAGAUAUUACUACUUUAAUCACAUUUAUGAAUUCAUAACACAAACUUACAUUUUCUAUAUUUAUUUGUUCCAUGAGCGGUGAAUUUAUCAUUUCCUGGUUCGACAUGUUGAAUUAUUUAGACUUUUUCUCCUAAGUGGACCAAACGUUAAAUUAUUUUUAACAUAUGUGAUUAAUGGUUUUCAUAAUUACUCCUGAAAACACGACUAAACAUGAAUCAGCAGAUACGAUUAUUCCUGUUGUUUACACUCAGUAUCGGUGCAGUUUCUUGUCACAAUAUAACCAGAAAUGUGGUGUAAAUGAAGAAAAUGUUUAAUUUGUUGUUAUAAAAAAAUGAAUGGGAUAUUUUUUCAUGGGGUCCAAAAUCCCUGGUGGUGCCUCCGUUAUAAAUGUGUUUUAUGUGGAAAAGUAAAGUUUCAUUUGCUGAUGUGUGCUGCCCUCUAGCGUUGUUUUGAUGUAACUGCAAAACAUCUCAAGUUUCCUAUAAA